Molecule: messenger RNA, 4665 nt
Organism: Coregonus sp. 'balchen'
Lineage: Eukaryota; Metazoa; Chordata; Actinopteri; Salmoniformes; Salmonidae
Source: the annotation of a GenBank genome assembly
AUGGAGACCGCCAGUAAAAUGAGCCUAGCAGCUCUACAACAACAAGAUCCGUAUAUCAACAAACUUCUCGAUGUUACCGGACAGGUAGCACUGUACACAUUUAAUUCCAAAGCAAAUGAAUGGGUAAGUUCGCCAAAGGAGUCGCUAGUUUAUUCUGUUAACUAAAGGUAGCUAGCUAGCUAACUAUCUACCUUGUCCCAAGAUGUACUCUUAAGGAGCCUACCGUUACUCCUAAUGUUCAAGGACCGUAUGUUAUUUUCAGAGGUAGACUGGCUCUGGCAGCCAAAAUAGCCAAAUACGCUAUCUAAACGUGAAUCGAAUCGCAAUUGCGAUACGGUUGUAGAAACAUAAAGCCUUUUGCUUUCAUAUCACAUCAAAAUACAGUCACAAAUGCUAAAUAUACACUUACUGUACACAGUUUUUUGCCGGCUUUAUCACAAUUGCAGCUGACAGUAUUUUUCAGUGACCACCUUUCUGGCGGCCUUCUUCCAUUACACAUAGGUAUUUGGAGCAUGUUAGACAGCUAAUUAGUACUGUAUUAUGUCUGUAAACACGCGCUGUAACAUGGAGAUAUGGCCGUGUGGGAACCCUAAGCCUAUAAAUGUGUGUAUCAAUUUAACCUUUUGUUUUUUUUACAAUUAUUUAUCGCAGAUAUGCAAGAUAAGGUCCCCAUGCUUCCAAAAUCGUACCGCUAGCGAUGCGUGUUAAUCUUCAGACUGACUGUCAUAGCUAUUAACAAUCCCCCCCCUACAGAACAAGACACUUUCGUCCAAUGAAAAAAAUAGUUAUAAAUUGCUGAGGUGUACUCACUUUUGAGGACACAAGCUCAAGUACAUAGUACAAAUAUUAGGACAAAUCAUAGCUAUGAUUUUUUUCUCCCUGUUCAAAAGUGUGGCAAUAGGGCUUGGAAUGACUGAAAUGCUUUCUAGAUAUAGUAACAAUCACAUUAUAAAUGACUUACUAUAAGAGCUCUCAUAACUGUCAAAUAAAUAUCAUACUUAAUGACAGUACAAUAUUGGCACUAUUUCUUAUAACUGUCAACAGAGAAUUUUCUCCUAAACGUCCACUGAGCGGCACAGAGACGCCAUUCAAAUGUGCGCAGACUCGUUACAACUUCAGCUUUAAGCACAUAGUGAUUUUGUCCUGUCUAUGACCAAGAGAAAGUGCUGUUCUUUAAAUUCUAUGAAAUUAUUCUGUAUUUGUUCAUGCUGAGAGCUCUAAAUCCGGCUCAGAAUAUCAGUGACCACAAUGGCUGGACUUACUACACUGUCACCGUUCAUUUGCGGUCUCCCAAGCUGGGCUCACUCGCUAAGAGGAAGAGAUAAUCGAUUCUUUGUCUGGAUAGGCCAGCAAAUGACACAUCACUCCCUAUUCAAAUGUGGGGUCUGAAACCUGACACUUCAAGUCAGAUCUGCUUGGAGAGUGGAAACUGAGAGCAGACAGAUGGGUCUGUUUGGCAUUCGCAGAGUGCCUUGUACACAAAUGUCAGUCGGAGCCAGUUCAGAACUGCUCAAAGUUCUCCAUAUGGUUAUUUAGAGAGUUUUGCCAGGUUUUAGAACGGCCGCCAUGUUAGCGGCUGUUCUAAGUUAGCUAACAGGUUUUAAGUUAGCUAACUAGCUAGUUUGCUAGAUAACUAUUGUCUAGUUCGCUAACAUUAGCUACGUUUGCUUGCUAACUACAGUGGGGAGAACAAGUAUUUGAUACACUGCCGAUUUUGCAGGUUUUCCUACUUACAAAGCAUGUAGAGGUCUAUAAUUUUUAUCAUAGGUACACUUCAACUGUGAGAGAAGGAAUCUAAAACAAAAAUCCAGAAAAUCACAUUGUAUGAUUUUUAAGUAAUUAAUUUUCAUUUUAUUGCAUGACAUAAGUAUUUGAUACAUCAGAAAAGCAGAACUUAAUAUUUGGUACAGAAACCUUUGUUUGCAAUUACAGAGAUCAUACGUUUCCUGUCUUGACCAGGUUUGCACACACUGCAGCAGGGAUUUUGGCCCACUCCUCCAUACAGACCUCCUCCAGAUCCUUCAGGUUUCGGGGCUGUCGCUGGGCAAUACGGACUUUCAGCUCCCUCCAAAGAUUUUCUAUUGGGUUCAGGUCUGGAGACUGGCUAGGCCACUCCAGGACCUUGAGAUGCUUCUUACGGAGCCACUCCUUAGUUGCCCUGGCUGUGUGUUUCGGGUCGUUGUCAUGCUGGAAGACCCAGCCACGACCCAUCUUUAAUGCUCUUACUGAGGGAAGGAGGUUGUUGGCCAAGAUCUCGCAAUACAUGGCCCCUUCCAUCCUCCCGUCAAUACGGUGCAGUCGUCCUGUCCUCUUUGCAGAAAAGCAUCCCCAAAGAAUGAUGUUUCCACCUCCAUGCUUCACGAUUGGGAUGGUGUUCUUGGGGUUGUACUCAUCCUUCUUCUUCGUCCAAACACGGCGAGUGGAGUUUAGACCAAAAAGCUCUAUUUUUGUCUCAUCAGACCACAUGACCUUCUCCCAUUCCUCCUCUUGAUCAUCCAGAUGGUCAUUGGCAAACUUCAGACGGGCCUGGACAUGCGCUGGCUUGAGCAGGGGGACCUUGCGUGCGCUGCAGGAUUUUAAUCCAUGACGGCGUAGUGUGUUACUAAUGGUUUUCUUUGAGACUGUGGUCCCAGCUCUCUUCAGGUCAUUGACCAGGUCCUGCCGUGUAGUUCUGGGCUGAUCCCUCACCUUCCUCAUGAUCAUUGAUGCCCCACGAGGUGAGAUCUUGCAUGGAGCCCCAGACCGAGGGUGAUUGACCGUCAUCUUGAACUUCUUCCUUUUUCUAAUAAUUGCACCAACAGUUGUUGCCUUCUCACCAAGCUGCUUGCCUAUUGUCCUGUAGCCCAUCCCAGCCUUGUGCAGGUCUACAAUUGUAUCCCUGAUGUCCUUACACAGCUCUCUGGUCUUGGCCAUUGUGGAGAGGUUGGAGUCUGUUUGAUUGAGUGUGUGGACAGGUGUCUUUUAUACAGGUAAUGUGUUCAAACAGGUGCAGUUAAUACAGGUAAUGAGUGGAGAACAGGAGGGCUUCUUAAAGGAAAACUAACAGGUCUGUGAGAGCCGGAAUUCUUACUGGUUGGUAGGUGAUCAAAUACUUAUGUCAUGCAAUAAAAUGCAAAUUAAUUACUUAAAAAUCAUACAAUGUGAUUUUCUGGAUUUUUGUUUUAGAUUCCGUUUCUCACAGUUGAAGUGUACCUAUGAUAAAAAUUACAGACCUCUACAUGCUUUGUAAGUAGGAAAACCUGCAAAAUCGGCAGUGUAUCAAAUACUUGUUCUCCCCACUGUAUGUUGUGCAAAGUACCAACGCUGUAAGCUAGCUGCUAGCUAGCCAUCAGGGCCCCAUUCAGCAGGACACAGCGGUGUACAAUGUUUGAUUUAAUGGAAACUGUGCUGUUCUGAAUGAUCAGUUCGCGCAGCUGCAGUUUUUUGUGUGGUUUCACACAAAACAUUUCACAGCCAUAUUGAUCAGGCCACACCCACCUAACGGGAUCAAAGCAUACCUUAUGCUGCGUUCACGUCAUGUCAGAAACUCAGAAAUGUUUGACUUGCUUACUUGUUGAAGAAAGAUGACACCUGAGUUUCCCCACUUGGGAAGUAUCAGAAUCAACCAAUGGGAAGCUCUACGCAAGUAACUUACAUUAAUUUUAACUCAGAGUUUCCAACAAGACGUGAACGCAGCAUUAAUCUCAGUUAACCCAGAACUAAAGUAUUGCGUAAUUGGUCAGUAUGGGUCCAUACUUGUUAAGAGAAGAGACAGAAUGAGGAUCGGAACCGGAACGAAUAGCUCCACCCUCUCUCUUUGCAAGUCUAUCGGCCAAAUGUCCAAUCCCCUUCCGAAAUUUGAAAGAUGCUAACACCUGGGAAAUCAUGAUUUGUCGAAAGCACUGGAACUAAUGCUGCUUGUUAUCUCACGCAUCCCGUUGUUUCAUGACAGAUCUACGGUACCAUUUGUGUUUAAGUAGUCUGUCCACGAGAGAUUAACCAUACCUUAAAGACGGUUGAAGAACCGUUUGGGGGAACUUGUCAUUCAGUACAACCGUAACGCAACGUAGUAAAACAUUUAAUGAACGCACCCCAGACCAAAUAUCAGACUUUUUGCAUGCAGUGGUUAUUCUUCUUGUACUUGAUGAUUGAUUAAUGUUCAGCAAGUUCAAGUUGUAAUUUUUCUGCGCAAUUUCCAUUUCAGGAAAAGACCGAAAUCGAGGGCACCUUAUUUGUUUAUGCCAGGUAAUUUAUUUGUAUCAGUUAUGUGGUGACCUUUUUUGAAGGGGGCACUGUGUUGCAAAGAUGCUUAACUAACCCCUUUUUUUAUCUGUGGAUGUUGUCUCACCACAUGUCCUCUCUCCUUAAUACAUGUGCCUUUAUAUUGUCCAUAUGUCUAUGGCUCCCUAAGUGAUCUCUUCCCUCUCUCUCCUCACCUCCACCCCUCCCUGUUACUCUCUAUAACUGAAUCACUCUUUGCUUUUCUCUUUCUUUUUUUGAGACAUGAAAACAUGUAGCCUAAUAGUCUGUCUCCAUUGUGCUCAAUAACCUGUCCACAGGUCUGCUUCCCCUCAUCAUGGCUUCACAAUCAUGAAUCGGCUAAGCACAGAGAAUCUUGUGGAGCCCAUCAACAAAGACCUUGAGUUUCAGCUCCAAGACCCCUUCUUGCUGUACAGAAACGCUAAC